GCCUCCACUGCCUCGGCCAGCUUUACUAAUGCGCAUAUAUGGAUCACGGAUGUAGUAACAGACAUUACCGAGUUAAUGGCAACAAUGGAUAAUUACCAAAUUCUACAUUCUUCCUCUUCAGCCAAACAUAUUGCUCCUUUCGUUCAUCUUUAGAGAUUCGUCACCCGAGGCCACUCAGUCCACAUUCUCCAACUUCCUUCACCUCCUGUUAGUUAGGUAAGCUAGCUACCUACUAUUUCUCUACCACUGAUCAUAUUAGCUUCCUUUGCAGUCUUUUGCUGGUUUUUUGUAGGAGCUGGAGAGAUUUGCGAUGGGGAAGAAAGUGUGUGUCUUUUUGGUAUUGGUGUCGAUUUUAGUGCUUGCAAUAGAUGCGAUUACUGUGGAUAGGCUCAACAUAUGGCCAAUGCCCAAGUUGGUGAGCCACGGGGAACAUCGGACUCUCUACGUCAGUAAGGAUUUUGGGCUCAAGACUGAGGGAAGCAAGUAUAAUGAUGCUUCUGGGAUUUUGAAGGACGGGUUCUCAAGGUUGCUCGAUGUGAUCCGAGUUGCUCAUGUUGUCGAUGCUAAUUUUUCUGGUAUAGAUACUUCGGUUCUGCUUCAGGGUCUGCACGUGGUUGUUUUGACAGCGGAUGAUGAGUUACGAUAUGGUAUCGAUGAGUCAUAUAAGUUAUCAGUUCCGGAUUCUGGGAAGCCUGUCUAUGCGCAUCUGGAAGCACAGACUAUUUAUGGAGCUUUACAUGGGCUUCAGACGUUCAGUCAAUUAUGUUAUUUCAACUUUACAUUGGAGGUAAUUCAAGUUCCUAGGGUCCCAUGGACUGUUAUUGAUAAGCCAAGAUUCUCUUAUCGAGGGCUUUUGAUAGAUACAUCACGACACUAUUUGCCAUUGCCGGUAAUAAAGAAAGUUAUUGACUCGAUGACCUAUGCAAAACUGAAUGUGUUGCAUUGGCACAUUGUAGAUACACAGUCUUUCCCUUUGGAGAUACCUUCAUAUCCAAAACUAUGGGAUGGUGCAUAUUCAAUUUCAGAACGAUAUACAUUCGUUGAUGCUGCAGAAAUUGUGAGUUAUGCUCAAAGACGAGGGAUUAAUGUAUUGGCUGAAAUUGAUGUUCCAGGACAUGCUCGCUCAUGGGGGAUUGGCUAUCCUUCUCUGUGGCCGUCAAAGAAUUGUCAGCAGCCACUUGAUGUCAGCAAUGAAUUCACCUUUAAAGUAAUAGAUGGAAUUCUAUCAGAUUUCAGUAAGGUUUUUAAGUUUAGAUUUGUUCACUUGGGAGGCGAUGAGGUUGAUACAAGUUGCUGGAUAUCGACUCCUCGUUUAAGGAAAUGGUUAACUAAGCAUAGUAUGAAUGAAUCUCAAGCUUAUCAGUAUUUUGUGUUGCGUGCACAGAACAUAGCUCUGUCCCAUGGAUAUGAAAUUAUUAACUGGGAAGAGACUUUUAACAAUUUCGGCAAUAAAUUGAGCAGAAAGACUGUGGUGCACAACUGGCUUGGAGGUGGUGUUGCUCAGAAAGUAGUUGCAUCUGGGUUAAGGUGCAUUGUAAGCAACCAGGACAAGUGGUACUUGGAUCACCUAGAUGACACAUGGCAGCAGUUCUAUAUGAACGAGCCACUCACUAAUAUUACAAACCCCAAGCAGCAGGAAUUAGUUAUAGGUGGGGAGGUAUGCAUGUGGGGUGAACACAUUGAUGGGUCAGAUAUUGAACAAACCAUAUGGCCACGAGCUGCAGCCGCUGCAGAGCGACUUUGGACGCCUUAUGACAAGCUAGCUAAGGAUCCGAGAAAAGUUACUGGAAGGUUGGCACAUUUCAGGUGUUUACUGAAUCAAAGAGGAGUGGCAGCUGCUCCUGUGGCUGGACCAGGCAGAGUUGCUCCUGAAGAGCCAGGCUCCUGCUAUAGUCAAUAGUAACACAGGGCAUAUAUCUUACUCUGGUAGCAAUUUCAUAAUUUAAGCUAAAAAAAUCCAAGAUUCAUUGUAAGUUGGUGGCAGAGCCCAAGAAUGCACCUUGAUUGAUGAAAACAAUAAAUUGUUUUACCUUUGUAAUU
This is a messenger RNA of Carya illinoinensis, 2040 nucleotides long. Its product is annotated as beta-hexosaminidase 3. The transcript has 14 exons. Lineage: Eukaryota; Viridiplantae; Streptophyta; Magnoliopsida; Fagales; Juglandaceae. Gene Ontology annotation, cellular component: membrane. Gene Ontology annotation, biological process: carbohydrate metabolic process; glycosaminoglycan metabolic process. The record is from RefSeq and is a predicted model, not a curated record. Gene Ontology annotation, molecular function: beta-N-acetylhexosaminidase activity. The coding region runs from base 311 to 1900 and encodes 529 amino acids.